CGAGGGGGAAGAUGAGGGAAGCUGCCAGCUCACCCUUCCAGGAUCCUAGUGUGGGGGCCGAAUCUCAUGGACCUGACCUCAGAGGUGCACCUGUGCCGCCCAGGCCUGGCUCCCCUGGCCACCUUCAAUGUGGACAUGGUCCAGACCUGGGUGACUCCCAAGGGAGUCCCCUACGUGCUCAGCUCACUUCUGCAUCAGGACUCCAGCACCAACCAGACCUGGCUCCUGGUAACCAGCCCCAGGACCAGCAGGACGGCAAGGCCCCUGUAUCAGUGUUCCCUCAUUCAGGAUGAGCUCCAUUGCCAGCCAGUAGAGAAUGUCCCCAUCCCAAAGGGGAGGUACCGUGGAGUGACUGUUGUCCGGAACCACCAUGGUGUUUUGAUCUGCAUUCAAGUGACGACCCGGUGGCCGCAGAGCCUCAGCUCAGAGCUCACAGGCAACUGCAUCCUGCUGGCCCCUGACCUCCGUCCCCGUGCCCAGGUCUACUUCUCCGACCUUGAAAAAUUACUGGACCCUGAUGCCCCUGUGGAUGCUGGAGACUGCUCCAGGAACAAAAAAGGCAGCACGGAGAACACAGCCAGGCUGCGCCGGGAAUUGAAGGUGGAGGAGAAGGAGACAGAGGACGAGGACGAGGAGGCAGCUGGCACCGAGAUCGCCAUCAUCCUGGAUGGCUCAGGAAGCAUCGAUCCCCCAGACUUCCAGAGAGCUAAAGACUUCAUCUCCAACAUGAUGAAGAACAUCUAUGAGAAGUGCUUUGAGUGCAACUUUGCCCUGGUGCAGUAUGGGGAAGUCAUCCAGACAGAGCUUGACCUUCAGGACAGCCAAGACGUUACAGCGUCCCUCGCCAGAGUCCAGAACAUCACUCAAGUGGGGAGUGUCACCAAGACUGCCUCUGCCAUGCAGCAUGUCCUAGACAACAUCUUCACACCAAGCCAUGGCUCCAGAGAAAAGGCAUCCAAGGUCAUGGUGGUGCUCACUGAUGGGGACAUAUUCGGGGACCCCCUCAACCUCACAACUGUCAUCGACUCCACAAAGAUGCAAGGUGUUGAGCGCUUUGCCAUUGGGGUGGGAGAUGCAUUUAAUAAAACUAGGGCGUACAACGAGCUGAAGCUGAUCGCCUCGGACCCCGAUGAGGACCAUGCCUUCAAGGUGACCAACUACGCAGCGCUGGAUGGGCUGCUGAGCAAACUGCAGCAGAGCAUCAUUAGCGUGGAAGGCACGGUCGGAGAUGCCCUCCACUAUCAGCUGGCACAGGUCGGGUUCAGCGCCCAGAUCCUGGACGAGGGGCAGGUGCUGCUCGGUGCUGUAGGGGCCUUCGACUGGUCGGGGGGCACGCUGUUCUACAACAUGAGCAGCCGCAAGGGCCGCUUCCUGAACCAGACGGCGGUGGAUGCCAAGGCUGUGCAGUACAGCUACCUGGGUUACUCGGUGGCGGUGCUGCACAAGGCCUGUGGCCUCUCCUAUGUGGCAGGGGCUCCACAGCACAAGCAGCAAGGGGCUGUGUUUGAGCUCCGGAAGGAGAGCAAAGAGACCAACUUUGUACCAGUGCUGGAGGGCAAGCAGAUGGGGUCCUAUUUUGGCUCUGAGCUGUGCCCUGUGGACGUCGACAUGGAUGGGACCACAGACUUGUUGCUGGUGGCCGCCCCGUUUUACCACGUGCAAGGCGAGGAGGGCAGAGUCUACAUGUACCGUGUGAAUGAGCAGGAUGGUUCCUUCUCCUUGGUACGCACGCUGAGUGGCCCCCCCAGGUUAACUUAUGCGCGAUUUGGCUUUGCCAUGGCGACAGUGGGGGAUAUCAGUCAGGAUGAGCUCACAGAUGUGGCCAUCGGGGCCCCCCUGGAAGACUUUGGGGCAGAUGAUGGUGUAGGCUUCGGCAGCGUGUACAUCUACAAUGGACGCUCUACCAACCAGCUGGUUGACCUCGCUACCAACCAGCCACAGAGGAUCAGAGCCUCAGUGGUGGCCCCAGGACUGCAGUACUUCGGCACGUCGGUGGCAGGUGGCUUAGAUUUCAGUGGCGACGGCCUUGCUGACAUCGCUGUGGGCGCUCUGGGCCGGGCGGCUGUGCUCCGCUCAAGACCUGUGGUUCGUCUGAAGCUGUCCAUGACCUUCACCCCCAAGGCACUGCCCAUUGGCUUCUACAAUAGCGUGAAUGUGAAUUUGUGUUUUGAAAUCAGCUAUGUGUCCGCAGCUGCUGAGUCAGGCCUCAAAGAGACCUCUCUGAACUUCACUUUGGACGUGGAUGUGGUGAAGCAGAGGAAAAGGCUGCAGUGUUCAGAUGAGAGGCUGUGUCAGAGCUCCCUUAGGGAGUGGGGCACGGGCCCCCGUCUCUGUGAGCCCUUCCUGCUGGUUCCCACAGAGGGAGAGCUCUGUCAGGAGGACUGCUUCUCCAACAUCAGUGUCAAGGUCAGCUACCAACUCCAGACCCCCGAGGGCCGGAGGGACCAUCCCCAGCCUAUCCUGGACUUCUAUGCUGAGCCCUCUGCCAUCUUCCAGCUGCCCUACGAGAAGGCCUGCAAGAAUAAGCUGUUCUGUGUCGCUGAGCUGCAGUUGGCCACCACCCUCUCUCAGCAGGAAUUGGUGGUGGGUCUCACAAAGGAGCUGAGCAUGAACAUUAGCCUAACUAACUCUGGGGAAGAUUCCUACAUGACAAGCAUGGCUUUGAAUUACCCCAGAAACUUGCAGUUUAAGAGGAUACAAAAGCCUCCUUCUCCAGACAUUCAGUGCGAUGACCCUAAGCCAACUGCUUCUGUCCUGGUCAUGAACUGCAAGAUCGGUCACCCCGUACUCAAGAGGUCAUCUGCAAACUUUUCAUUAGUUUGGCAGCUGGAGGAGAGUGCCUUUCCAAACAGGACAGCCGACAUCGCUGUGACAGUCACCAAUUCCAAUGAAAGAAGGUCUUUGGUCAGUAAGACCCACAGCCUUCAUUUCAAACAUGCCUUCAUUGCAGUUCUUCCCAAACCAUCAGUGACGUACAUGAACACAAGCCAGGGGCUUUCCCACCACAAGGAGUUCCUCUUCAAUAUACAUGGAGAGAACCUCUUUGGAGCCGAGUUCCAGCUGCAAAUUUGUGUUCCAGUUAAAUUACAAGGUUUCCAGGUCAUAAGAGUGAAGAACCUGACCAAGACUCAGGCUCACACUGUGUGCAGCCAGAGUCCGGAGCGCGUUUGUGGGAGCGACCUGGUUCAGCAUGUGGAAGAAUGGCAUUCAGUGAGCUGUAACGUCACCUCGGAUAAAGAAAAUGUAACCGUGGCUGCAGAGGUCUCCUUGAGUCAAUCAGAACAGUUACGAAGAGAUGUGACUGAGCUGCACAUCCUUGGUGAAAUAUCUUUCAACAAAUCUCUAUAUGAGGGGCUCAAUGCAGAGAACCAUAGAACUAAGAUCACUGUCAUCUUCCUGAAAGAUGAGGAGGCGUAUUCUCUGUCUCUCAUUAUUAAAAGCAGUGUUGGUGGCCUUCUGGUUUUGAUCGUGAUUAUAGUCAUCCUAGUCAAGUGUGGCUUUUUUAAAAGAAAAUACCAACAACUGAACUUGGAGAGAAUAAGGAAGGACCAGCUGAAAUCAGAGAGUCUACUGGAAGAAGAAAGUUAGACCAGCUUCCUCAUCCAUUGGGAGAGAGUACCAGCCAGUCCUGGAGGCUUCUAGAGACUGGGGUCCUGUGGGUUGCUUUUCCUUCAGGAUGAUCGAGAGCAGAAUCUAGCACACCGUUUUGUGGAGUGUUGUUUUUUAACCAUACAUUGUCCCCAAAGUGUCUGUGCAUUGUGCAAAAGUGAAACUUGGGAGACAUUUGGUAUUAAAUAAAACUGUUUUCUUUACAGAAGUGCCUUUAAUAUGCAAAUAUAAUAUACUUUGUGAUUCCCGCCCCCCCCCCGCCCCCCAAGAGGAGGUUAUGCAGUUAUGCAGCAUUUCCCAGCCUUAUUUGCCUAAGAGUGCUUUUUUCCUGCUGUUUCUGUUAACAUCUUCCAAAAUGGUGUUCCACGAAGUAUAUCUUGGGGAAAGUGGUACGAAAGCAGCUCCUAGUUUGGCAUUUUCAGACCCUAAGAUGUGGCCUAUUAUUUCAAACGAGGCCACAGAAAAGCACCCCAGAACAAAUGUAAAAAGUGGAAAAACGGAGGUCACCAAAACAGGAGCAAGGUGGGAGAGGAGAAGACCAGGACUUUGUUUUGUAGUGUCUACUUAACAUCCUGUGCUGGUCCUCGCCUGGCUUCCUCCUGAGUGAAUUGCUCAGGGGACCAUCGUGCCUCCGUGAGAGAGCGCUCGCUCUUCCGCAGGAGGAGGUGGAACCAAGAGUAGGGCCUAGUUACAGGCUGGCUUUGCUCUUAGUAUCUGAUUUUAUUUCAUUUGUAUGCUCCAUGCUGUUAAAACUUGGCCAUAUCUCCCUACUCCCAAACCUGCAGUGGAACAGUCUUUGUUUUCAUGGGUAAUAAAAGUCAUUGCAAGUAAUUAAACGGUGCAGAAGUAUAUAAUGUAGAAAGUAAUCUCUUGGUCUUCUUUAUCUAAUUCAGGUGCUUUCAUUGUUAUUUCUUCUAAAUUUUGAUUUUUUUCUAAAAUUUAUGUAGGUAUAAGGUGUGAAUUAGGGAAUUUAACCUGAGUUUUUUUUUCCCGGAUGCAAAGCUGAUUUUCUUUUUUAUUUUAUUUUCUUUCUUUAUUUUUUUUGGCUGCGUUGGGUCUUCGUUGCUGUGCGCAGGCUUUGUCUAGUUGUGGCGAGCAGGGGCUAAUCCUAGUUGUGGUGCAUGGGCCUCUCAUUGCAGUGGCCUCUCUUAUUGCAGAGCCCGGGCUCUAGGCGCACGGGCCUCAGCAGUUGUGGCACGCAGGCUCAGUAGUUCUGGCUCGUGGGCUCUAGAGCGCAGGCUCAGUAGUUGUGGUGUACGGACUUAGUUGCUCCGCGGCGUGUGGGAUCUUCCCAGACCAGGGUUCGAACUCGUGUUCCCUGCAUUGGCAGGCGGAUUCUUAACCACUGUGCCACCAGGGAAGUCCCAGUUUCUGUUUUCUUGAUGACCUAAAGUCUAACUAUAUUAUUAUUUCCAGAUGAAUAACAGUUUAUCAUUUAUUCAAAUAUAUAUUAGAAUAUAUAUACUAGUGUGUAUACACACACAGACACAGACACACACACACACACACACACACACAGACACACACACACACACACACACACGUGGAAAUCUAGUUUUGUUUCAUUGAUCUGUUUGUUCCUGUGCCAGUACCACAGUGGAAGGAACCACACUUUUUAGCAUUAUGCAAAUAAAAAGUUCAGAACGGCAGAAAGGGAUCUAAAAGAUGAAAAGGCAGUCUCCCUCUCCUCUCCCACCUCUAAUGUCUCUUUCCAAAAGCAACCACUGUUAAUGGUUUUUCACAUAUUCCUUCAAAAUAUUCCUACGCAUAUACCAGUGUAAACGUUUUCAGUGAGAUUGGUUUGCAGUGUUCCACCCCUUGCUGUUUCAUCUGAUAGACCUUAGGAAAGUCUUCCACUAGCAGCACCUGCAGAUCUACCCCGUUCUUUUUAACAGCUCCAUAGUAUACUGUGUUACAUGCGGAUGUGUUGGAGUUUACUUGUGAAGUCCCCACAGGUAGAUAUUUAGGUUAUUUCCAUUUCUUUUUUUAUUACAAAGAAAAGGCGUGACGAACAUCUUUAAACAGGUAUCCUGGCAUGCUUUUCAAGUAUAGUGGUGGGUAAGUUCUCAGCACAAUUACUGACUCAAAGGUUAUGUGCAUUUAAAGUUUCGAUAUAUGGGACAUCCCUGGUGGUCCAGUCGUUAAGACUCUGCGCUUCCAGUGCAGGGAGCUUAGGUUCGAUCCCUGGUCAGGGAACUAAGAUCACACGUGCCACGUGGUGCAGCUUCUAGAAACAAAAUUAAAUUAAAUUAAAUUAAAAAUUUUUUAAAACAUAAAAAGUUUCAACGUAUGAUGUGACUUGACCUGCAAAAAAGUUUACCAGUUUUCAGUCCCACUUAGAAUAUAUGUAAGUGCCACUCUGUGCCCUUGCCAUCACUGGGCAUCAUCAAAUUUUAACUUUUGCUAAUCUGAUCAGUGUGGAAAUGGUAUUCUGUUUUUGAUAUCAGCCUUCUUUUUAACCUUGCAGUAAAUUUUGAUUAUAGGGCAUUUUCAUUCUUAUUUUUUUUUUAAUUAUUGAUUGUGUUUUUUCAGGUAAUUCAUAGUAUCAGUUUUUCAGAAUCCCAAAAGAAACCUUUUGGGGUUUUAAUUUAAAUGUACAGAUUAAAUUGGGGAGAAUCAUUAUCUUUAUAGUAUUAUCUUCUUACUUAGAAAUAUGGCAUUUCUGGCCUCUCGCCUUCUGAGAUGGCCCACACUCUGUGGAGUGUGUUUCUCUCUAAAUAAAUCCACUUCUUUCCUAUCAAAAAAAGAAAAAGAAAAAAAAGAAAGAAGUAUGGCAUUUCUCCACUUGCUGAGAUUUUUUUAAAACACCCUGCAACGAGAUUUGUAAUUUUCUUCAGAGAGGUCUUAAUUUACAAAGAUUUUAAUUUCCAGCUGUAUUAUAUUUUGUAUUUACAUUUUUAUAUUUUUUACUGCUACUCUGAAAAAUACCUUUUUUCCCCCUGACUGAUUAUAUAGAGUUUGUGUUUAAUUGGUUGUUUUGAAUAUUUAUCUUAUCUG
This is a messenger RNA of Lagenorhynchus albirostris (white-beaked dolphin), 6606 nucleotides long. It is a transcript of the gene ITGAE, whose product is annotated as integrin subunit alpha E. The coding region runs from base 67 to 3588 and encodes 1173 amino acids. Gene Ontology annotation, cellular component: integrin complex; external side of plasma membrane. NCBI's taxonomy places the organism in Eukaryota, Metazoa, Chordata, Mammalia, Artiodactyla, Delphinidae. Gene Ontology annotation, molecular function: integrin binding. Gene Ontology annotation, biological process: cell-matrix adhesion; cell adhesion mediated by integrin; integrin-mediated signaling pathway. The record is from RefSeq and is a predicted model, not a curated record. The transcript has 31 exons.